Molecule: messenger RNA, 3780 nt
Organism: Verticillium dahliae VdLs.17
Lineage: Eukaryota; Fungi; Ascomycota; Sordariomycetes; Glomerellales; Plectosphaerellaceae
Product: serine/threonine-protein kinase ssp1
Exons: 2
Coding region: 1-3780 (1259 amino acids)
Biological process (GO): protein phosphorylation; intracellular signal transduction
Cellular component (GO): cytoplasm
Molecular function (GO): protein serine/threonine kinase activity; ATP binding
Source: RefSeq, a predicted model, not a curated record
AUGGAAUCGAAUUCCUCACAGCAGCAGCAGCAGCAGCAGCAGCAGCAGCCGCCGCCCCACCAACCUCAACCCUCCCGCCACCUUCAUCUCGCCCACCUUCACGCCUUGAUCCCCCCUCCUUCCACAUCUCCAACGCCCCCUCUGCGAACGGCGGCGAGCACCCCCAUGAGUUCGCCAGGCCUCUUCAGCCCCUCGAAUCCUCGCCCGAGGCACAACUACCCUGGCCGUGCCGCCUCCGACUCGAAUACUCCCGUGCAAGAGGUUUCCAGUCCCUACCUCCAUCCCCUUCAGCACCACAAAGUUAGGGAGACGCACAAGGCCCUGAUCGAUUCAGACAGUAUCACAGGCCGGAAGCUCAUCAACCAGUAUGAGGUCAUCGAAGAAAUCGGCCGCGGCAUGCAUGGCAAGGUCAAGCUGGCCAGGAAUAUCGAGACGAACGACAAUGUGGCCAUCAAGAUCAUUCCCCGCUACUCCAAGCGCCGACGUCUAGGCAAGGUUGCUGCCAUGUCCCCCCAGGACAAGACGAUGCGUGAGAUUGCCAUUCUGAAGAAGAUGCGCCACCCAAACGUCGUUUCCCUCCUCGAAAUCAUUGACGACCCCGAGCUGAAGAAGAUUUAUCUCAUUCUCGAACACGUCGAGCUUGGCGAGGUCGUCUGGCGCAAGAAGGGCUUGCCACACAUCUGCAUGCAUGAACGCCGCCGAAUCGAGCGUGAGAUGCGCGGUGAAGCCCCAACUCCUGAGGAGGAACAGUAUGACCUCUUCCUGGAGAGGCGUCAGGCCAUCAAGGACCUCAAGAGGGCCAAGAUGUCGCAGGCGAACGCAGGACCACACGACUACUGGAGCAUCGAACACGGCAUUGCCGACGACGGCAGCAAUGCGUCUCAGUCCCGCGUCCCGUCCAACGACGAUCUGGCCCUCUUCGACAGGCUGCCCGGCGAUGUGUCUCUUCCCAGCUCGCUACGUGCUUCUCGCGCCACAUCUCGCGCCCCUUCUAGGACGCAGUCUGUCAAGUCGAUGAACCAACCUCCCCCGGACCUAUCGGCCUCACCCGACGGCAGUGACAUGGAGACCCCCGGCCCCCUCCGUUCCAGCAACCAAGGCUCCUCUGCGGCCCUGGACGGCACCAUGUAUGGGGCCUACAUCGAGGAGCGGGCUUUCCGUGGCCGCUCCCCUAGCAUGGCGGAUUCCAUCAUCUCCCAUAUGUCAUCUAUCGACUGGAACCCCCGCACCCACGACCCCUUCGCUGACGACUUUUCUUACGUUCCUUGCUUCACUCUCGAACAAGCAAGGUCUGUAUUCCGAGACACCGUCCUUGGCUUGGAGUACCUGCACUACCAGGGCGUUGUACAUAGAGACAUUAAGCCGGCCAAUCUGUUGUGGACAAAGGAUCACCGGGUCAAGAUUUCCGACUUCGGUGUCUCGUACUUUGGCCGCCCCAUUCGAGAUGGCGAGCCUGACGACGAGGCCGUGUCCGAGUCGGAGGCCCAAGACUUUGAUGACGAUCUUGAACUGGCCAAGACCGUGGGCACACCUGCCUUCUUCGCCCCCGAGCUCUGUUACACAGACACCGACCGCGUCGAGCAGCCAAGGAUCUCUGAACAGAUUGAUAUCUGGUCUCUUGGCGUCACCUUGUACUGCCUUGUUUUCGCACGCAUCCCCUUUCAGGCAGAAGAUGAGUGGGCCAUGUUCAAGAAGAUUGCUACCGAGGACGUCUUCAUCCCCCGCCAGCGCCUGCGGCCUGUAGACCCGUCUACCAGCCCCGACGAGAACUCGCUCUACAAGCGCCAGAACAAGAAACCCUAUCGUGACGACAACGACCUUGUCUACGAAGAGAUUGACAAUCUACUCUACGACCUCUUGAGGCUCAUGUUCACCAAGAGCCCAGACAAGCGCGUCAGGUUGCGUGACAUUAAGCGCCAUCCUUGGGUUGUCCAGGGAAUAUCGAACCCGAUUGCCUGGAUCGACGAAACAGACCCGGCCCGCCCAUCACAGGGCCGGAGGGUGCAAGUUGACGCCAAAGAAACCGCGCAUGCCGUCGUCCCAAUCACCUUCCUCGAGCGUGCCCGCUCGGUCGUCAAGAAGGCCGUCGGCAAGGUCAUGCACCCCCUGGUCAGCGAGCGCGGCGAUAGCAGAUCACGCAGACGGGCAACCAGCAGUGUGGCCAGCUCUGCCGGUGAAAGCAACGUUCCCCAUGCUGCAGUGCCCAUCACCAACCCGCGGGAUCUGCGGCGGAAAAGUCUCAAGAGCGAUGAGUACUUCGCUGGUAUCUACUCUGCUACGCCAGAUCACCCUCUGUCGCAAAGCGUAGAAGCUAGUCCCUCUGACUCGGCGUACGAUCCUCUUGCCACUGCCAUCGCUCAGCCUUCGCAGAGUGCAUCGUCAAGUCAAAAGGGGAGGAGUGUUCGGGAUGCCAGCAACGAAGAAUGGCCGGCUUCGUAUGACUCGAAGAAAAGUAGUGCUUCAGUCUAUAGGCCAGCGAACAGGCAGCCCCAGACCACAACCGGCAACAACUUCCUGGCUUUAACGGCUGCGUCGACCGGUUCUCAGACUGUCCCUUCAUCUCCCGCGGCUGCCAUGUAUGAACCCAAGAAACAGCGCUAUGUCGAUCAACACGGCCUGGACGAUACCUCUCGGUCUCACUCGGUCGAUCGCAGCCUCUUUGCCAGCGCUGACAAGCGUGCUGCGCCUCAGGUCGGGCUCAGCAAUGCAAUGGCGCCCGGCACCGUCCACCGGACACCGAGUCGACCCCGACCUGUACGCUCAGUCGAUCUGGGCAAGGCCGUGAGGGAGAACAACCCGUCACUCGCAUCACCACUAUUCUUUUCAUCACAAGCCAUUACUGGCUAUCAGCAUGGUCAGCCUCACUCCGAUUCGAAUAUACUCGACGGUCGAAAGGGUCCUGCCAUGUUCGAUGAACGACCAGCAACGGCACACCGCAGGGAUCGCCCACAGGACGUGCCUGACGGAAAGACGCCGUCGCCUCGUUCAUACAACACCUCGACACCUGAAUCCUUCGCCAGGGCUAAGGAGGGCCUCAUCAAGAAGCAGGUGGACGAAUACCAACGUAACCUGACUGAUCAGCUGCUGGACGCCAAAGAGACGCCCGUUUUUGACCCCGCCGACAUUCCUUGUCCGCCAUCGCCCGAUGACGAAAACCCUCCGCCAGUGUCCAGGGGUAGCACCAUGGAAACGGGCAAGUUGUCGAGAUCUGCGUCAAUGGCUGGUCUGACGACACCACUCACCAGUCCCAGCGAAGUUGCCAGCCCCAUGUCGUCGAGUGCAUGCCCAUCAAAGGAGCAGAUGCUCGUCUUCCACUCGGACCCCUCAUUGCCCGCUCUUCUGAGCGGCGCGAGCUCUGUUUCGGCUGAUCAAGAGUCCGAACCUGUUGACUCGAAAGCUCUGAGCGGUCGCCCCAACCUUUUAGAGACGACCGAUUCUCUGACGCCGCCUGCUUUCGCUAAGGAACCUGUUGCCGGGUUCCCUAUUGAGCACCUUGAGCAACAGUCCUUUGAUAGCGGUGUCAUCGCGGUUCAGCUUGAUGUGCCGAGCCCGCUUCGAAGCUUUGCUUCAACGCCGGAAAUGCGACCUGCCGACGAUGAUGACGAUGACAGCGACAGCGAUGGCAUUUUCAUGUUCAACGCGAAAAAGAAGAAGGCCCCCGCUGCCGGCAUCAGCAAAACUCAUUUUGAGCCACGCCGGAGGGAUACAAACGCGAGUAUUGCCAGCACCGAGACUGCCAAGAGAUACGCCGUCAAUGAGACGUCAUCUCAACCCGAGUGA